CUUCAAGCGUCAAGAGGGGAGCCCUGAAUUCUCCCGCGCUCUCUGCCCGCUUUGGGAAAUGGCAGAUUUCGACCCUGGUGCUUUGCCGGACCUGCUGCCCCUUUAUUACCGCCGCCUUUUCCCUUUCGGCCUGUAUGGGCGGUGGCUGCGCUAUGGCGAUGUGCCCAAGAACUACUUUCAGCGGCGAGAGUUCUCAUUUACACUCCGUGAUGAUAUAUAUGUCCGAUACCAGUCUUUCAACACGCCCCAAGAACUGGAGAAGGAGAUCUUGAAAAUUUGCCCUUACAAAAUUGAUAUUGGAGCCGUAUAUUCACACAAGCCCAUCCAGCACAAUACAGUCCACAUGGGUGCUUUCCAGGCCCAAGAGAAGGAGCUGGUAUUUGACAUUGACAUGACGGAUUACGAUGAUGUUCGAUACUGCUGCAGCUCUGCUGAGAUCUGCUCCAGGUGCUGGACUCUGAUGAGCAUGGCCAUUCGCAUCAUUGACCGGGCGCUUGUGGAGGACUUUGGUCUCAAGCAUCGUCUUUGGGUAUAUUCGGGACGCAGAGGUGUGCAUUGCUGGGUGUGUGAUGAUUCUGUCCGGAAGUGGUCUUCAGCGCUCCGCUCCGCAGCCAUUGAAUAUCUCACUGUGGUGAAGGGUGGCGAAGAGAUGGUCAAGAAGGUGACCCUCCCAGACAACAUUCACCCUUUCAUCAGAAAAUCAAUAGACGUGGUGAAGAAUUACUUUGAGGAGUAUGCCCUGAUUGGUCAAGACAUACUUGGAACUAAGGAGAGAUACGAAAAAGUGUUGGCGCUGGUUCCAGAGCCCGUUAGAGCUGAUCUUCUGUCAGAAUUUUCUAAGAAAAACCUUGAUUCAGUCCAGCGCUGGAAAAUUUUGAAACAAAAGUUGGAAAAAUACGAGGCAAAAAAGUCACAACAGAAAACAGAGCCAGAGAUCAUGCUACAGUACUGUUUUCCCCGGCUGGAUAUCAACGUCAGCAAAGGAAUCAACCAUUUACUGAAGAGCCCUUUCAGUGUUCACCCCAAAACAGGGCGUAUUUCAGUUCCAAUUGACUUGAAGAAACUGGAUGAAUUUGAUCCAUUUGCUGUUCCCACAAUCAGCCGCCUCUGUCACGAGCUGGACACAAUUAGGAAUGGUGAAGGGGAUGAAAAGGAAAACGAAGCGGAGGUAGAAUGCACUCGUAGAAGCAAAGAUUACAGGAAGACCAGCCUUGCUCCAUAUGUGAAAGUCUUUGAACAGUUUGUGGAGGAAAUGGAAAACUCUCACCGAGGGGAACGCCUGAGGACUAGUGACAUGCAACUGGAUUUCUGAAGUCUCUUGAUCGUAAGAAUCAUGCAAUUCCAUGUGGGCAGAUAGUUGUGCUCAACUGCAGCAGGAUCUCUUUUAGUUGUUUUGCUGACGUUUUGAUCUACAGACUUCAUUCUCAAAAGCAAACGGAACUUGUCUUUCUUACCAAAUGAGAUACUGUAAAAUUAGAACAACUCGAAAGCUUUAGAUACCAGCAACAGAAUUAAAGCCCAUGUAAAGAAAGGAGCUGGUGUGAAAUACCUACAGGAUGUACGAGACUCGUAGAAGUCUUUUUAACAGACAAGCACUUCCUUUGGGAGCAGAGAGGGGAAGGGUUUAUAUCACAUACUGCCGUAAUGUACAGAAAAAUGAUGGUGGUAUUUCUGUG
Messenger RNA from Pogona vitticeps (central bearded dragon), 1676 nucleotides. The record is from RefSeq and is a predicted model, not a curated record. Lineage: Eukaryota; Metazoa; Chordata; Lepidosauria; Squamata; Agamidae.